Zootermopsis nevadensis is the source of this 3117-nucleotide messenger RNA. NCBI's taxonomy places the organism in Eukaryota, Metazoa, Arthropoda, Insecta, Blattodea, Termopsidae. The record is from RefSeq and is a predicted model, not a curated record.
CUCUAAUUCAGGCCGCGAUAAGAUAGAGCAGGUCCGACGUCGGACUCCAGUAGUGAUUCACCUGCCCAGCAAUCGACAUGUCCCGUCGCUCGCAACUCACGGCUGGCGCCGUGGCCACCAUGGCGACUGUCACUGGUGGGAUGUCGCUUGGGUUCUCCGCCGUGGCGCUACCAGCCAUGCAGACAACAAAUCACCGCCCGCAGGUGUCGGAAGACCAGGCUUCCUGGAUAGCUUCCCUGGCCGCCAUCGCAACACCAGUCGGGUGCUUGGUGACGGGCGCACUCCUGGAAUGGCUGGGGCGCAGGCGCACUCUGAUGGUGGUCAACACGCCCGCUGUGCUAGGCUGGCUCCUCAUCGCCACGGCCUCCAGCAGCGAGCCCUGGUUCCUCUACCAGGUGUACGCGGGUCGACUCCUGACGGGACUCGCCACCGGCAUGUCGAGCUCGCCUGCUACCGUGUACGUCAGCGAAGUGGCGGACAGGUCGCUCCGAGGGACGAUGGUCACGUGGUCCUCAGUAGGCAUCUCCCUCGGCAUCUUGCUGGUCUACGUACUCGGGGCCCUGUUCCCGGACAACUGGCGCCUGGUGGCAGGCAUCACCACUUGCCUGCCAAUCGUUUCCGUCGUGGCGGCGUGGUUCUUGCUGCCCGAGAGCCCCGCGUGGCUCAUGUCGCGUGGCAGGGUUCGGGAGGCCGAAGUCUCCAUGAGACGCGUCAGAUGUGUGCCCCGGAAAGUCAGCCUGCCGCAGAACUUGCAGCAAGAACUCAACGCCAUGACGACGUCCACGGCACAACAGGACGGCGGCGCCAGCAGCCGUAACUGGAAGGACACGCUCAGCUUCCUCAGGAGACCCGAGGCCUACAAGCCGCUCCUCAUCAUGAACGCCUUCUUCUUCUUCCAGCAGUUCUCUGGCAUAUUCGUCGUCGUGUUCUACGCUGUUGCCAUAGUCCGGGAGACGGGCGUUCACUUUGACGGCUACCUAGCAACGGUGCUAAUAGGAGUCAGCCGCCUGGCAGUGUCAGUAGCCAUCAGCUUUGCGUCCGCGCGGUGCGGGCGGAGGGUUCUGUGCAACGUCUCUGGGGUCGGCAUGACGCUGUCAAUCGGGGCGCUGGCCGUCUAUCUCACGCUCACGCACGAUCGCAUCCUGAGCCGCGAGGCCCACGGCUGGUGGCCGAUCUCGGCCCUCGUGCUGUACAUCCUGAUGAGCUCCGUGGGAUUCCUGACGCUGCCCUGGGCCAUGAUCGGUGAGGUGUUCCCCGCCAGAAUACGCGGACCGGCCUGCGGGGUCACCACCUGUCUCGGCUACCUGUUCAGCUUCGUCGCCUUGAAACUGUACCCUGGGAUGAAACACCUGUGGGGAAUCCACGGGCUCUUCACCGUCUAUACCGUCGUUGGGCUCGUCGGCACAGUGUCCAUGUACGCCUGUCUGCCAGAGACGCAGGGUCGGACACUUGAACAGCUGGUCGUCAGCCUCGUGGCCGCCUCCAGCACCAUCGCCUCGGGGAUGAGCCUCGGGUUCUCGGCCAUCGCUCUCCCUGAACUGCUCAGAAGGGACAGCGCCGACAAACUGGACAUCGACCAGGCCUCCUGGUUCGCCAGCGUCGCGUCGAUCGCCACCCCCUUCGGGUGUUUACUGUGCGGUCCGCUCCUGGACCACUUCGGACGCCGGAUCGCUCUGCUGGCCCUCAACGUGCCCUUUGUCCUCGGGUGGUUCACCCUGGCCCUCACGCCCAGCCCCACGAGCACGCCCCUGCUCUACCUGGGCAGAAUUCUCACCGGCAUAGGAACUGGCAUGGCCAGCGUCCCCGCCUGCGUCUACAUCGCCGAAGUGACAGACCACUCGCUGCGGGGGAUGCUGGUCACGUGGCCCUCCAUCGGCAUCUCCGCCGGCAUCCUGGUGGUCUACACCCUGGGCGCCGUCCUCAAGGACAACUGGCGUCUGGUGGCAGCACUGGCCGCCGCCUUCCCGAUCUUUACCGCCGUGUCGACGCUGCUGCUGCUGCGCGAGAGCCCGCUGUGGAUAGUCUCUGAGGGCCGCGGCAGAGGACAGUUUGAGCUCGGGGCCACGUCAGACCGUCAGGAGCCCGACAACAGUUCGAGGAAGGCGGGUCUCUGGCGCACCCUGCGCCUACCGCAGGUCUGGAAACCGCUGUUCGUGUUGAACGCCUUCUUCUUCUUCCAGCAGUUCUCAGGCAUAUACGUCGUCGUGUUCUACGCGGUGGACAUCGUCCUGCAGGCGGGCGUGUCCGUCGACGAGUACGUGGGGACGGUCCUGCUGGGGGUGGUGCAGCUAGUGGCGGGAGUGGCGGUCAGCUUCGCGCUUACCAGGUGCGGGCGUCGACCCAUGUCGCUGCUGUCCGGCGCCGGGAUGACUGUCUGCAUGCUGGGCCUGGCCGCGUACCUUCACCUCGUCCCGAACGGCUCGAAGACCGCCCUCGGCAACCCGCAUCUCGCCACCAUCCCGUUCGUCCUCCUGCUGGUCUACGUGGUUGCGGGGGCGAUAGGCUUCCACACGCUGCCAUGGGCGAUGCUGGGCGAGAUGUUCCCGCCACGCGUGAAGGGGCUGGCAGGCGGACUGACGACCUGCUUGGCGUACGUGUUCAGCUUCGCCGCGCUCAAGAUGUACCCCUCACUGCUGCUGCUCUUAGGGGGUGAUGCCGCUAACCCGAAGACAUCGUCAUCAGAGGGCGUGUUCUAUUUCUACGGCGCGGUGUCGCUCGUCGCGACGCUGUUCGUGGCGCUGUUUCUCACAGAGACUCACCGCAAGACGCUGCAGCAGGUGGAACAGGAGUUCAAGACUCGGCCGCUCUGGGGCAAACACUAGACGACGGCCUCGUGUUGACGCACGAAACUGCGCUGAUGAGCAACGUUACCUCCGGAAGAAUUGCCAAGAACUGACAGGGAGAUGGUUCUUUGUCUUGCAGAUUGAUUUAACAAAUUUCGAUUAAACUUGGUUUCUGUGGUUCUCUUUGGACCGAGUUUAUAUUAAGGUACAGUCGGCCGUAACCGGCUCACUGACAACAAACAGACACAAGACGUAUAAUUACGAAUUAUUUCUGGAUGUGACGUGUAUUUAAAGAACAUUUCAUUUCAAUUAAAAUAAAACAGAUUCAGUCGAA